This is a messenger RNA of Lecanosticta acicola, 1167 nucleotides long. The record is from the annotation of a GenBank genome assembly. Lineage: Eukaryota; Fungi; Ascomycota; Dothideomycetes; Mycosphaerellales; Mycosphaerellaceae.
AUGGCUACAUACCGUAUCCUGGACCAAGAAGGCCAGAUCAUUGAUAAGGAACGAUCUCCCCCUGAUAUCACAGACGAAGAGGCCUUGAAACUGUAUAGAGAUAUGGUCAGCGUGUCGAUCAUGGACCUGAUCAUGUUCGAUGCGCAACGCCAGGGAAAGAUUAGCUUCUACAUGGUCUCGGCCGGUGAAGAGGGAAUCGCAGUGGGGAGUGCCAGCUCCUUGAACGCGAGAGAUCCUGUAUUCGCACAGUAUCGAGAGCAUGGCGUGUUUCAAUACCGCGGCUUCACGCUGGACAACUUCAUGUCGCAACUCUUCGCGACAAAGGACGACCCUGGACAGGGUAUCAAUAUGCCGGUACACUAUGGGAGCAAGGAAUUUCACAUCCAUACAAUCAGUAGUCCUCUAGCGACGCAGAUCCCGCAUGCCUCUGGAGCGGCAUAUGCGGUCAAGAUGCAAGAUAUGCAGAAUCCAACCGAAGAGCCGAGGGUAGUCGCAUGCUAUUUCGGCGAAGGCGCUGCGUCCGAGGGAGACUUCCAUGCUGCGCUGAAUAUUGCCGCGACUCGAGCAUGUCCCGUGCUCUUCAUCUGCCGCAAUAAUGGCUACGCGAUCAGCACGCCCACUCUGGAACAGUACCGCGGCGAUGGCAUCGCAUCUCGCGGAGUGGGAUACGGAAUCGACACGAUCCGCGUCGACGGAAACGACAUCUUGGCCGUGCGAGAAGUGACAAAGUACGCCCGAGAUCUGGCAUUAAGUGAUGGUGGUAAACCAGUCUUGAUCGAGGCCAUGAGCUAUCGCAUCUCCCACCACAGCACAUCUGACGAUUCCUUCGCGUAUCGCGCCAAGGUGGAGGUCGAAGACUGGAAACGGAGGGACAAUCCCAUCACCCGACUCCGAAAAUGGCUCGAAGGGAAAGGCAUCUGGAGUGAAGACAAGGAGAAGGAGCUUCGAGCCGACACUCGCAAGAAUAUCCUCGACGCAUACCGGAAAGCCGAGAAAGAGAAACGCCCGCCGAUAAGUACCUUGAUGAAGAAUGUGUACGCGGAACCAACCGAGGAGCAGAUUGAGCAAAUGGGCAAGCUCAAGAAGAUGAUUGAGAAAUACCCGAAUGAAUACGACGUGUCAGGUUUUGAGGACGGUGUGCAUGGGUUGACGCUAGACAAGAAGUAG